This is a messenger RNA of Coniophora puteana RWD-64-598 SS2, 3550 nucleotides long. RefSeq lists its product as uncharacterized. NCBI's taxonomy places the organism in Eukaryota, Fungi, Basidiomycota, Agaricomycetes, Boletales, Coniophoraceae. The coding region runs from base 225 to 3131 and encodes 968 amino acids. The record is from RefSeq and is a predicted model, not a curated record. The transcript has 4 exons.
AGCUCUCCGACGCGCGCCAGCCCACGUUCUCCCCAGACUGAGAAAGCUAGAUUCAUGUCAGAGCGCUCGCUGUCUCCGUAGGUCUCCGUCCACAGCGAACUCUGAUUCCGAGUUGCAGUAGCCACAGUUACCCAGUAACACCCUCCCUCCUCCCACACUCGCUCACCGGGCACCUCUGCCCACUCUCCUCAACCGGCCACAGUCGCUCGUUUUUUGUAAUUUCCAUGGCCCAGUUGCUCAAACCUGCAGAGUCCCAGCCCAGGCUAUCCCAGCUCCUCCCGACAGUCAAAUGUACGACUUGUUCUCAGCCUGUCCCUUUCAGCGAGCUCGGUGGACAUGUCUGCAAGCCCGUACCUCCCUUACCUAGCCAGCCGUCAAGGUCGACCCAGGCUCCUUCGCUCGUUUCAUCAAAGUUACAAAAUCUGAUCCCGCACAAGACAGUAACACCUACUCAGCAACAGCAACAGCCACUGCCAGCUACACACAGACAGCAAACAUCACUUGCUGACGUUGAUGACCUGUCCAACGACGAUCCUUUUCAACGCCUACCACCCACCAUGAAUAAUGUUACACUACCCACUCCUAGAGUCAACAGCCCAGCCGCUCCUUCCUCCGUGUCAUUCAGACAACAGCAAUCCUCGGGCCGACCAAACUUACCUGUAUCACUAUCAUCUAACAGACGCCCUCCAGAACGCGUCUCUACCCCGGUCCGUGCCGUCGAUGGUCCCUCAGUCCAAACACCCAAAACACCCCCCUCGACUGCCCUCCCGAAUCCCUUUGAUAGCCCUACUCCACCGCCUGUCCUUGGUCGGCCUAGAGGCGCGUCCCUAGCGAGGAGGGACCUCUCACCGGCUCCUCAGCCGCCCAUGCCCCUUCCGCCACCGCUAGGACGAUUGCGGACGCCUUCCAAUGCCAGUUCGAUUCGGCCUACGCUUGAAAGUCGACCUCGCGCGCCCUCUUCCGCUCCACGACCUUCGCUCGAUCCGCAACGUCGCCCAUCCCUUGAGCCUCCCCGCCCGUCCUUUGACAACCGUCGACCAUCCAUGGACGGGCCACGUCCGUCCCUCGAGCCACCUCAUCCAUCGUUUGACGGCCGUCGGCCAUCCGUUGAUGGCCAGCGUCCAUCUUUAGAGCCGCCUCGACCGACCUUUGAUGGCCGCCGACCGUCGGUCGAUGGUCAGAGUCGUCCUUCAACGGAUGCUCCCCGGCCAUCCCUUGACCGACGUGCCUCUCCUGCUCCUUCGGGACAGGUUAUCCAACCCCCGCCUCGCCAUAGCUCCGGUAUGCGUCUUGCGCAGGGUGGCCCUUCCCUUGUCAACGCUCCUCAGAUACCUCCAGCAAAAGCAGAGCAAGGCAGGAUGGGUACUGAUAUUGACACGAAGAGUGGAGGGGAAGCUGGCAUGGCAGGCGUAGGCCGGCGUGGUUUUGCUGCUGCUGCGCGUGCUGGACUGUUCACUCUGCCAAUGAAUCAAGGUACCGGUGUGAUGGGUCCGUACGGUGCCCAUAUGCAUCAGCCUGCACAGCAGAGCUUGCGUCCGAACGCGCCUGGAUACCUGGAUAUCGACGCAACCAUGAAAAACGGGAUGCGAUCUGCGACUACUCCCCCCUUAUCACCAAACUCGCUGCACUCGCGCUCUCCCGUGUCUCCUCAUCCUGUAUCGCCGGUUUCGCCAUCGGGCAGCACGACUCCCACCGGUGGUGCUUUCCCGAGCGUAUCAUUGGCCAGUGGCAAAUCACAUCAACAUUCCGCAUCCCCCGAUGAAGUGUCGGACCACGUGCGCAUUGCCUCUCCGUCAAGGACGCCCUCGCCAGUGUCGAAUCCAUUCAAUAGUCGCUUCAGCUACGAAUCAGAGGUUUCUGCAUCCGAUGGCGUUCAUGUCCCUUUCUUGGAUGCAUAUAUGGACAAGAAGCGGCCUGAAGAUGAUGGUAGUGAUGACGAGAGUGUUUACACAACCCUGACUUCUGAAGAACACGGUCGCUCCAAAAACGCCAACCGCCAUUCAACAGCAACUGAGUCGGAGGUGGGCCUCGCGUAUGCAGAUGACGAUGAGGAUGAUACUCCCGUCGUUACCCCACUCAACGUCCGGAAGUCCUCAAACGCAUCGACCGUCAAGUUCCCAACCAUGUCGUCAAGCGAUAACGUAAGGCGGCCCGUGCGCCAGGAUUCGGCAGGGUCCAUGUUUUCCUCUUCUUCCUCGGGAGAGGGCACGAGUCACUCGCGUGGUACGUCGACCACCAAUACAAUACGUGGCGGUGCGCUCGAGCGCGCGAUGGAGACGCUCCUUGAAGAGGGCGCGUCUGUGUCUCUGACCUCGUCCGGCUCCGUGCUCGCUUCUAUGUCCAAGGGCAAAGCGAAGGCACAGCGCUCCAACACUGUGCCCGGCCCCGCACCCGAGCACAAGACUCCAAAACCCCCGACUCGCUCUCACACUAGUCCCGCUCACGCACACUCGGAGCGUGUCGGCGCAAACGGCGAGGCUUCUCGCGCACUGGAGCGCGUUAAGAAACAGCGGCCUUGCGCUCGCUGCGAUAGCAAGAUUGAGAACGGACGGUGGAUUGAGAUGGAUGGCGGGCGCGUGCUGUGUGAGCAGUGCUGGAAAAACUUGUAUUUGCCCAAGUGCCGUCGUUGUAAUUUACCCAUUGAGAAACAAGCUGUUUCUUCCUCGGAUGGCCAGCUUAAGGGCAAAUACCAUCGGAACUGCUUUAAUUGCCACGCGUGUCAUAAACCUUUCCCUGACAAGGAGUUCUACGUCUUCGACGGCAAACCUCUCUGCGCAUAUCACUACCAUGAAGCGAAUGACUCGCUUUGUUCCGCGGUAUCGUGUGGACAACCCAUUGAAGGCCCUUGCGCCGUCACCCACUCCGGAAGGCGGUAUCACCCGCAGCACUUGCUAUGUGAAUACGAGGGCGGCUGCAGCGAGCGGCUCGCUGAGUACUGGGAAAUCGAUGGUCAGAUGUUCUGCGACCGUCACGGCAGUGCUACCGCUGCUGCUCGACUUGGACCACAGCUACGCGGAGGUGCACUCGAGGCUGCCCGGGACGACAUGCGUGCGAUGAAGCGCAUGACACGCUUCAUCGAUCUUGGCGCGACGCCUGACGAAGACGAGGAUGACGAACUCGACAUUCUUUAAUUGGAAGAACAUGCCCGAGGGCUGAGCGACAAACGAUCGGGGACCAUACCUACUCCCUCCCCACAACACCUAUUUCACCUCUGGACCAUACGCACGCACCACUCUGCAGUCACAUCUUUUAUUAUUAUCUUUUAAUUUUCUCUCUUACGCACAAGCACAACUGGACAUUACUAUUACUCCUUCGCCUUCUUCGCUAUGUAUUCGCAUCUUCAUUGGAUAUAUUCCCACAACUUCGAUUCCCCCUUCAUACCCGGAUAUAUACCUUGUUGUUCUUGCCGGAGGCCCCCAUCCGCUUCGUAUCUCUCUUCUCUAAAUCUCGUUUUCUGGGCCAUUCAGGUUGCAUUUGCAUGACGGACUUUGGACUCGCUUUGUGGAUCUUCUCGACCUUGUUCUUUUGUUGCCGUUUCACCCCCCUUCCC